This is a messenger RNA of Prorocentrum cordatum, 2213 nucleotides long. The record is from the annotation of a GenBank genome assembly. Lineage: Eukaryota; Dinophyceae; Prorocentrales; Prorocentraceae.
AGCCUCUCGGCUCAGAGAGGGUGCCCCCCCCCUCGCCAGGACAUGCGCACCACUGGAUGCCUCGACAAGCGGCGCCGCAGGCAGCAUCGGCGGUCCGUGGUGUGUGGGGCCGCCGCCGCCGCCAUCCUGUGGCAGCUCAGAGUGCAGGAAGGCGACGCCCUGGCGUUGCUGCAUGGGCGCAGGGGGACAGUGACGGCACGGAGGUGCGGUGUGGAGCCAGCGGAGCGCUAUCCUGCGUUCAACUUCGCUGAGGAGGUCCAGGUGGAGGUGGGCACAUGGAGCGGUGUGGAGCAGUCGGGCUCUUUCCGCAAGGUGGGUAAGGCGGGAAUUUGUCGAGUCUAUCGCUUGGCAAGGGUGCUCGACACGCCAGAGGUAGGAGAGGUCUUGCGUCACGUGAAGCGCAGCGAGAGAUAUACGACUGAUGCAGACUCGGUUGAUUCGCGGCCUUCUUUUGAGUACUAUCCCUUCCAGAAUGGUCGGUGGCAGGAUGAGGGAUUGCGUGAGAUUCUUCAUUGCUUUGUGGAAGACCGUCUAAUGCCUUAUGUGCGAGAACGGUAUGCGUGUGACACCUGCGCGCUCGCGGAUAUCCUGGUUCGUCGGUAUGUUCCUGGUGAGCGGCGCACGCACCGUGUCCAUUUCGAUGGCCAUGCGUUCGCAACUGCGGUGCUGGGCGUCUCGGACCCUGCCGACUACGAGGGAGGCCUUUUCGUGCAGCCCGGCCCAGAUGUGGCAUCGGCUGCCUCCCUGCAGAUCGACCCUGGCGAUCUCGUUGUCCAUUCGUUUGAUCUGCAGCACGGCGUCCGAGUUUUGGGGGGAGAGAGAUACAGCGUCGUCUUCUGGAUAAAAGACACCUCCCGGUCUGUGGCAGACGGGACUGUCCCGUGGCAUGAGAAGCUCGCAGAGCAGGGAGAUGCAGACGCGCUCUUCAACUUGGCGACGCACUAUGAGCACGGCACCUACGGCAAGCAGCAGGACCCGCUGCGGGCCAUUGAGCUCUACGAGCGCAGCGCGACAUUGGGUCAUCAUUUUGCUCAAAACAAUGUUGCAAUCAUGUACCGCUCGGCUCAUAUGAGCAACCCUGAUCUGAUUUCUGGGGCGUUGGGCAGAUCUGCGAUGUGGUUUGAGAAGGCGGCCGAGGCUGGAUUUGCUUUGGCACAGAAGAACUACGCUGAGGCGUUUGCAGGCGGGUUAGGGGUGGAGAUGAAUAUGACUCGCGCUGUUGCCUGGAUGCGCCGUGCAGCGGAACAGCACGAUCUUGAGGCAGAGUUUGUGAUGGGCGAGAGUUGCCGGCUGGGGCGUGGUGUCGAGCUUGACAUGAUGGAGGCGGUGAGAUGGUACCAGGCUAGUGCCGAAGCAGGCUUCCCGAAGGCACAGUAUGCGCUCGGCGUUCUCUUCUGUGCUGGCACCAGUGGAGUGGCCAGGGACAUGGAGAUGGGUGGGGUACGGUGGCGGACUGGCUGCAAUGUGCAGGCGCACAGGGCGACCUUAAGGCAAAACACAAUCUGGCCGCCAUCUUCAUGCAGCGUGAUGAGAUUAACCGAGCAGUUCCCUUGUGGCAGGACCUUGCCCAGGCUGGAGAGCAGACUGCGCAGUGUAGGUUGGGCCUGUGCUACAAGCUCGGUGUUUGUGUGGUGCAGAGUCCGAGAGAGGCUCGAAAGUGGCUUUCGAAAUCCGCUGCUCAAGGCAACGAGCAAGCAGCAUUAUCGCUGCAAGAGCUCGAGUCUGAGGUGUGAUGUCGCUUCAGACAUCCGUAGAGCCCGAUUCCCUCUGAUAUAGUUGGACGUGUAUGUACGCACCCCCCACAGGGAGUAGAGCCCAGAGCCGAUGAUUGAUGCCGCCGUUCGCGUGAUGUUUCGACAGGGACGUGCUCAAAUUCUGGCAAUCGGAUACACCCAUUACGCAGAUCGCACCAACAUUGUCCGUGUUUGAAUUGAAAUAGUUUGCCAUGUUCAGCGUGCAUGAUUUCGUUACUUACAUGAUUAAUCGGCAGGGCUCAAUGUUUCAAAUUGCUCCUCCUGCCUUUCCUCCGCCUCGUGGAGGAGGAGCAGGACAAAUGUUCUUGCGAAUGCGAUGCACGACAAAUGUUCUUGAAUCUUAUACGCCCUCGGCCGCUCGGCGAUUUCUGCAGUCACCGCAGCUCUAGUACAGGUGACGAUUGCGAUUGCCAGCUGGUAGCCCGGACGACAUGUCGAGCAGAGCGAGAUGAGAACAGC